Messenger RNA from Symbiodinium natans, 1860 nucleotides. The record is from the annotation of a GenBank genome assembly. NCBI's taxonomy places the organism in Eukaryota, Dinophyceae, Suessiales, Symbiodiniaceae.
AUGGGGGUCGUGACAACCGCCCAAGGAAAGCCGCCGCUGCCAGCCGCAAAGAAGUCGGCAGAGGCUGCUCCGGCGAAGGACAAGCCAAAGGCAGAUAAGUCUGAUGCGACCGACCUGGUUGGCCGUGGCCUUCCCGCACGGCUACCAGAGAAGUCCGAGAAGUCAGAGACGCGGCGGCUCAGCCGUGAGAUUCCCUUCGCGCGGGAGGUCACCCUCUCGGGGCCUCCAAUGUCGAUAGCCUCGGCGGCCCCCGACGCGAGCGAGUCCCUGCCUUGCCGCCGCGUGCGCUAUGAGGAGGGUGAGAAGGGUGACGCGGGAGAUGUCGCGACACACAGCUGGCCGCUGGCGAUGACGCGGGAGGACCGGGACGACCAGAAGCGUAUCACGAUGUUCUUCCUGGACCCGGCCCAGCUCUUGGAAGACAUCCGCAGCCAGGGCAAGAAAAAGGAGCCCGACGAAGAGGACGAGGAGGAGGCAGCUGCGGACGACUCCAAAGCACCGUCCGUGGCAGCUACGGCUUCUGCACCGCCCAUGCGCGAGGAUGCCACGCCCAGUGCGAAGGAGGAAGAGGCCGACGCGAGCUAUUCAUGGGCCACCGGUCGUGGGAACUUUCCGCAGUACGCAGUAUCUGCGCAUGCCGCACCUUUCUACUUCUCGGACAAGCUCGCAUGGCAGUGGCAUCAUCCGCUCGGAAGAUUUGCGACUCUGACAUAUGGCACCGUCAUCGAUGGGGAAAGCAACAUCUUCCUGUCAGCGGCAGACGGGGUCAGGAAGUUCGACAAGAACGGCACCAUGCUUUGGGAGUACUCGUCACUUCCGGCAGAGGUGAUCAAUGCUCCAUCGGUGUACGAUGGCAUGGUGUAUGUCAGUGACACAUACGGCGACGUCAUUGCCUUGGAUAUGCAGACAGGCCAUAAAGUGUGGAAAACCCAUGUGGCCGACGAAAUUGGACAGGACAACGGUUUCAACAUGGUUCAUGCAGGUGUUGCACUUACGGCAUGUGACUGGCGCUUUCCCUCUCCAAACCUCCAGGCCAAUCAGAAGGUGAAGGGCCUUAACGCGAGCACAGGCGAAGAGUUGUGGACAUUCAAGCCAGACACCGCUGUUUGGAACUUCUUGCCCCUCUUUGUGGACGACAGCUCCUUUGUCUUCCAGGACAUGACUGGAAAGGUCUACCGCCUGGAGGUGGGCACGGGGUCUCUCAUGUGGAAGAACGGUGGAAGGAAUGACACCUGGACCGAUGGAAGUGCGGCAGUUGGCCCAAACGGCUUGGUCUACGCAGUGAAUAACAACCAGCCCGUCUUCAUGAAGUCCGAAUACAGCCCGGGAACGCUCAGUGCCUACAAGAUCAGUGAUGGGGAGCUGGUGUGGCAGGUCACGACGCCACGGCCGCCGAACAACGCCCCAGCCGUUGGGGCGGUCAAGAACCUCCCGGGCAACUCUGUUGUCAUGCCCUUGUGCCAGCAAGUCUUGCCGGGAGCAACGUGCGACGUCCAAGUCUACGAUGCAGAGACGGGCGCCCUUCGAUGGAUCUUUCAUGGGCCAACCCAAACAGGACUCCUCCAGGCUGGUGAUAUGGAGGGAUACAUCGCCCGGACCCAGCGUGGGGUCCGCUCCAUGUGCCUGCCAAACGGAUGGAGCGCCCCCACGAUUGACGCGGAGGGCACUGUCUUUGUGGGCAACGAGGAGGGUAACUUCUAUGCCCUGCGGGACAUGGACGGUGAUGGGGUGGUCUUUGGAUUGGAAGAGGUCGUGCAGUAUGACACGAAGUCAUCUUUCUCUGGCUCCUCCAGCCCAGCUGUUGCCCCAGACCUUCUGGCAGUAGCUUCUUGUGAUACUCUCUUCGUGUUCAAAGGUUGA